CCGUAAUUUUUUCAUAUGUCUUUUAAAUAUUUUAAAUUAUUAAUUACGAUGUCUUAUAAUACUUUUUACGUAAUUCACGUAAAUUUUAUUUUGAAAAAUUAAAGAUUUUUUUAAAUUCCAACAUUUUAGGCGAUAAGUUUAGAGGAAUUGCGGAUGUUUAAUUUAAGAUCAAAAAUUUAAAAAUCCCCCUUUAUUUUUAAUCUCCUUGUCUAGUCAAUCGACACUUAAAUUGCCAUGGAGGGAGUACAUAUGUUGAAUUAUGUUUACUUUUUCAUAGUUUGAACCAAAUUUACUAUAAUUGUGUCUGUUUGUGAAUUAGAUGAUGAUAAUUGUGUGAAGGAUUUGAUUUGAAAGAGGUUGUAAAAAUGAGCAGCGAAAGGCAGGCAGUGAGUGUUGGAGACCUGGUUGAGGAAGCUAAAAAACGAGUUGUUUUGUUGAUCAUAUGCGCUAUUGGCCUCUCCUAUCUCAUGUCUCUGACGAGCUCCUCAGUUUUUGUAAACUUGCCUGCUGCUGCUCUCUUAAUUGUUUCCCUUCGUUAUCUGUCUCUUGAUUUUGAUGCGCGGAUGAAAGCUGUAACAUAUAAAGGCAAGUCAUCCGUAUUGAAAAGCAAUUUUCAGAGGAAACAUAUUGAUGCUCCCAAAACAGUGAAUGAGAAGUCCACGUGGAGGAAGAAAGUAAAUUCACCUGCUGUAGAAGAAGCAAUAGAUCACUUCACCAGACAUAUGGUUUCUGAGUGGGUCACAGAUCUCUGGUACUCCCGCAUAACUUCUGAUACACAGGGUCCUGAGGAACUUGUGCAGAUCAUGAAUGGUGUACUAGGGGAAAUCUCACGUCGCAUGAGAACUAUUAAUCUUAUAGAUCUUAUCACAAGGGAUAUUAUCAAUCUAAUACGUACUCACUUGGAGCUGUUUCGUGCAAGCAAAAUGAGGAUUCAAAAGAAAUGGCCAAGAUCCUUGACAAUUGAAGAGCUAGAUGUGGAACUUAAACUGGUGUUGGCUGCAGACGACAAAUUACAUCCUGCUUUAUUUUCUGCAGAGGCUGAGCACAAGGUUCUCCAGCAUCUCAUGGAUGGUCUCAUUUCAUACACUUUUCAGACAGAGGAUGUGCAGUGCUCUUUAUUCCGCAACAUUGUUAGGGAGCUUCUUGCUUGUGUUGUAGUGCGACCAGUGUUAAAUUUAGCUAACCCGAGGUUCAUUAACGAGAGGAUCGAGUCUCUAGUUGUUUCUGCAAAGAAGGGUGAUGAAGAUAUCACAGCAGUAGAAACAGAACCACAGUCCAGAACAGUUGGAUCUGGUAAAAUAUCAGCAGAUCAUUUUUCUCGGGUUUUAGAUCCUUCUGCUAAGGGUGUAGAACUUGUACAAUUAAAAAAUGACCAACCUAAUGAUACUAAGGAGCAUGCCAUGCACAGUAGGAGUGGAACAGAUUUGUUAAAGGACCCUUUGCUUUCGUUUGAUACUCGGUCUACUCGUUCUUGGAGUUCUUUGCCAUCACAAACCGAUGCAGAUGAUGGAAGAGGUAUUCAGAGAAACCACUAUGGAGGAGAGUGGGGUGAAAUGCUAGAUUUGAUUUCUCGUAGAAAGACUGAAGCCCUGGCCCCUGAAAAUUUAGACAAUAUAUGGACAAAAGGCAGAAACUAUAAACGGAAAGAAGAGGCCAAUCGAGCAUCUGAUAGACUCAAAAAAAGUUCAUUGGUAAGUGCACCAAAAUCGCUGGGACACUCAAAGGAAGCUCAACAAAAAGAGAGUGAGAGACAAAACAGGGUUGGAGCUAAGCAUUAUGUGAAGGACAAUACUCCCACGCCAGGUGAUUUGAACAGACCAAGUUAUUUGGCAGAUUACUUGUAUCAAGAGGAAAAUGAACAUAAGUCAGAUGAGGUUGAAUCAGAGAGCAGUAAUUCUUACACUACUGAAGAUGAAGAAUCCAGCAGUGUGACGGGUCUUGACUCUCCUGGCACUCAAGUGUGGGGGGUUAAAAAUAUAAGGAACGUCAAUCACAUUCAUCAUCCACUUGAAAAUAAUGAAGGCCAUAAGAGAAGUAAAGGAAAAGCUAGUAAAGCACAUGUCCGCUCUAAACACUUAAAUAGAGUACUGUCUGGGCGGAAAAGGUCUAGAUUAAGCAACCAAACGGAGGAUGUGUGGCAAGAGAUACAAAGAACCAGCUUCUUACUGGGGGAUGGACAAGAUAUAUUAAAUUCCAAAGAAAAUGUGAAACCGGAUGGUUUAAGUGAUGACUCUGAGACAGAAAUAUUCAGUAAUAUUUCCAAUGACAUGACUGCAUCAUCAUCUGUCUUGUCAAGAAGCUUUUUGGGGAAUCAAAAUAUGGGUCCUUAUUCUGCAAAAGGUUCUAUAAUUGCUGAUUCUUUUUUGAAAUUAAGAAGUGAGGUCCUGAAUGCCAAUAUUGUAAGAUGUGGCUCCAAAACUUUUGCUGUUUAUUCCAUAUCUGUUACAGACAUGAACAAUAAUAGUUGGUCUAUCAAAAGAAGAUUUCGACAUUUUGAGGAGCUACACUGGCGUCUUAAGGUGUUUCCAGAGUACAAUCUUCAUUUACCGCCCAAGCAUUACCUCUCUUCAAGUCUGGAUGUUCCUGUAAUUCGAGAACGGUGCAGAUCACUUGACACAUAUCUGGAGAAACUUCUGCUGCUCCCAACCGUUUCCAACUCCAUUGAAGUAUGGGACUUCCUCAGUGUGGAUUCACAGACAUAUAGCUUCUCAAACUCCUUGUCCAUAAUUGAAACAUUACUCGUUGACCUGGAUGGCACAGUACGCCAUACGAGUAAAGAACCUCCGCGCAGUAUAAGCCCUCAAACUGAUCCAACUUCAAGGAUGGAGCAAGUUCAUGCAGAACGUGAAUCAAUAUUCAGGAAAGAUUAUGUCGCACUCUCUCCUCCAAAAAGACCUCUCAAAGAAACUUUUGAGGAUUCAACUAGUGGCAACAAGGUGCAUACAAAUAGAAAAUCAACCCCAAACAUGCAGACGACAUCAAAUUCAGUUGAAACUAACUCACAUGCAUCACCUGAAUCUCUCGUUGCUGCUCCUAUUGAUCCCACCUUUCCCAGUGAGUGGGUGCCACCAAAUUUAAGUGUUCCUAUAUUAGAUCUUGUCGAUGUCAUUUUUCAGCUCCAAGAUGGUGGAUGGAUCAGGAGGAAAGCAUUCUGGGUGGCUAAACAGGUUUUACAAUUGGGAAUGGGUGAUGCAUUUGAUGAUUGGGUGAUUGAGAAAAUCCAGCGUCUGCGCAGGGGUUCGGUAGUUGCUGCAGGUAUCCAACGUGUUGAGCAGAUUCUCUGGCCGGAGGGUAUAUUCAUCACAAAGCGCCCAGCACGUCAACGUCCUGCACCCUCUCCAUCCCCUAAUUCUCCUCAGGGCCAACCUCCCACUCCAUUAUCUUCACCUAGGCUGGAGGAUUCACAGAAGCUGGAUGACAUGCAGCAGCAGGAACCAGAGCGACGUGCAAAACUUGUCUAUGAGCUAAUGAUUGAUAAGGCACCAGCUGCUGUUGUAGGACUUGUUGGUCACAAGGAAUAUGAACAAUGUGCAAAGGAUCUUUAUUACUUCAUCCAGUCAUCUGUGUGUAUGAAGCAGUUAGUCCUUGAUCUUCUUGAACUGCUACUGUUGUCCGCGUUCCCGGAGCUGACUUCUGUAUUUAACGCACUGCAUGAGGAGAAGGGGAAGUUUGGAAAACUCAAAAUAGAUUAGGUGGACCGAUUUCCCAAAAGUUGGUUAUACAAUUUUAAAGAAAAUUGUCAACAUGGUUUUGAUUCUUUUUUGGUUAAUCAGUGUAAAGGUUUUGUAUUGUUAAUCAGUGUAAAUGUUUUGUUCAAGGAUUGUACCACGGACUUGUGUGUAAGAUUCUUCUUUCUCCUUUCUUUGGAAUAUGUUCAUUUUGUCAAA
This is a messenger RNA of Lycium ferocissimum, 3887 nucleotides long. RefSeq lists its product as uncharacterized. Bases 366 to 3692 code for a protein of 1108 amino acids. The transcript is spliced from 15 exons. The record is from RefSeq and is a predicted model, not a curated record. Gene Ontology annotation, molecular function: phosphatidylinositol binding. NCBI's taxonomy places the organism in Eukaryota, Viridiplantae, Streptophyta, Magnoliopsida, Solanales, Solanaceae.